Messenger RNA from Ricinus communis (castor bean), 1025 nucleotides. RefSeq names its product molybdopterin synthase catalytic subunit. The record is from RefSeq and is a predicted model, not a curated record. The transcript has 2 exons. Gene Ontology annotation, cellular component: cytosol. Gene Ontology annotation, molecular function: molybdopterin synthase activity. Bases 309 to 887 code for a protein of 192 amino acids. Lineage: Eukaryota; Viridiplantae; Streptophyta; Magnoliopsida; Malpighiales; Euphorbiaceae. Gene Ontology annotation, biological process: Mo-molybdopterin cofactor biosynthetic process.
AAAAGGCCAUUACUAGGUUGAUACGACGUCGUUUUAUAUUUCUAACCGUUCCCUCCCUCAAAGAGUCAAGUAGAAAAUGGACGGACUCGGUCUCUUUUUGAUGUUUCUGCUUCCCUGAACUCACCUGUUUCUGUGUCUUUUUUAACCUCUCUCCAGCUUCAUCAAUACUAUUUCUCAUCGGCAACAGGGUGCCACCGCCGCAGCAACCUCCCUGUGCGGUACUAUAUCUUUCUCAAAGAUUAAUUGUGCCUGUAUGCUAUUUGUGGAGUAGAGCAAUAUCUCGAGACAGUGACAAAGGGUUUCAAACAAUGAUGGGAAGUGAAGAAAAAACUCUAGUUGAAAUCUUAGAGGAGAAUAACCCUAUUGAUCUUGCCAAAUACAUUAACUAUGUCAGUGCUCCACAAGCUGGUGCUAUUGCAACAUUUUCGGGCACGACGCGUGAUACCUUUGAAGGCAAGACAGUUGUUGAACUAAGAUACGAAGCGUAUGUACCAAUGGCGAUACGCCAGCUCAAAUCCAUAUGCUCGUCUGCUAGAUUAUCGUGGAAUAUCCACUCUAUCGCUGUGGCACACCGCCUGGGAUCAGUUCCAGUUGGAGAAACUAGUGUCUUUGUUGCUGUAUCAGCUGUUCAUCGAACUGAUGCUUUGGAUGCUUGUAAGUUUGCUAUCGAUGAGUUGAAGGCAUCUGUUCCAAUAUGGAAGAAGGAGGUUUAUUCCAAUGGGGAGGUUUGGAAGGAGAAUUCUGAGUUUAUGGAGAGGAGGCUGGAGAUAGGGAAGCCCGAAGGAGGUUGCUGCAGAAAAAAAGUUGAGGUUGAGACACAUAGUGCAAAGUCCUGCUGUGGAGCUAAGGUCAAAGUCAGUGAAGGGACUGAAGAAACUGCUGGUUAAGAGAAAAAAAAUUUCUGUAGAAUUACAGGAUUCUUCCAAGUUCUUGGUUAAAAAAAAAGAUGGAUGAAUUCCAGUAUCAUUUCAAUGCAACUUAGCAAAUGGAUCACAUGAAAUUAAAUAAACUUUGCUCAUUGUUUA